AUGCAAAGGGAGAUAAUAUUUGGGGUUCACUUAAUUUUGCUUCUCUUUGUGGUUAUUACACCAAGUUGCGAUGCGUUAAAUGUUAUUCCAAGAAGAUAUAAAGUUGUCCAACGAGCUGCGCGUGAUGGAACAACACGAUCCAUUACUUUUCUUUCUUCGGGUUAUUCUGCAAAAAGCGUUGAUGUUUUUAAUAAUAAUGUAAAAUCAUGUGUUGAUGCCUUGUACGGCAAAGAUCCUACUGUCUCAGCAGCUCCAUGGAAUCGUUAUGUGAGUUUGUUGAAUAUAUAUUCUGUAUUUCAGGCAUCUGAAGAAAAUGAUGUGAUUGACUCACUUGGGACACAUCAAGAAUGUAAUGAUCCUACAAAAUGUAAUAAAAAUAUUGCAGAAAAUAAUCUUGGAUGUACUUUUGGUAUUCCAGAUCCAUCUGUUAUUAGUUGUAAUCUUAGCGCUGUAUUCACAUUAGCCACUGUUGCCCCUGUUAGCGAUCUUAUUGUGGUAUUAGUAAAUAAACCUAAUAAUAUAAGCAGUACAAGUGGAAAUUCUCUUGCAGUAUUUACAAAUGAACCAUCAUUUUUGCCUUUUUUUGCUAUUCGUGAACUGAGCAAAGCUAUUGCUAAUUUGAGUAGUGAAUAUAAUCAUGGUAUAAAUGAGGCUUCACAUGUAUCUAUACCGAAUUGUGUUCCUUCUUUGAAUGAAGCUCAUCAAGAGUGGGGAUAUUGGAUGACACGAGGAGAAAUCAGUGAAACACCAACACAAGGAUGUUUUUUUAAUAAUUAUUAUCGUCCUACGGAGAAUGGUUGCAUUAUGCGAAAUUCUACCCUUAAAGGUAUGUGUCCUAUCUGUAAGGAACAAGUAAAUCUCAGUCUAUUAAAGGACAAGAAAGGUAUUUCCCUAUCUGCUGGACGAUGUCCUAAAGAAGAUUCUUUAGUACAUGUAGAUGUUUCUCAAGAUCUUCAACUCACUGUUGGAGAUAUUGGAGUACAAGAUGAUGUAAUAGUGAUAUGGCGAGAUGAAAAUGGAACUAUCAUAAAUAAUAACUUUGGCAAAAAUAAUGCUUCUCUUUUGGUACCUCAAAGUUCAUUGAUAACAUGGACAUUUCCAAGAAAAAUAAUUGUCAGUAUUGAAGAUAAUUCUCCAUAUGUUCGUCCAGAGAAACGUACAGAAUUAUUUAAAAGAAAAACAACUUUUUAUCUUGUUUCUUUAUUACCAAAUACAUGUAAUAUUACAAAAUGUGGAUUAUUUAGUACAUGUACAUCAUGCAGUGGUUCUAAUUGUUCUCUAGAUAUUCCUCCAAAAAGACAAGAGAUACAUUGGGAUACUAAUUAUUUUAAUAGACCAUCUACAAUUAGUUAUCGAAUUGUCGCUUCAGUAAUUAGUACAACUGCUGUUUUUUUGGUAGCUCUUGUCUUUUUAUUCUAUUACUUUUGUUAUUAUAAACGUCCACAUGAAGUUAUUUCUCCACAAUUUAUGGAUUAUUUAUUAUGUGGAGGUAUUUUUAUUAUUUCAUUUAUUUUAUUGGGCUUAUCAACUUAUAUAUUGGUAGUGAUUACCCUUUUUUUCGAAGCUUAUGUAGUGGUAUGGCGACGUUGGAUUAUUCCAUCUACUCUAACUGGAGCUCUUAUUUACGUUAUGGCUAUAGCCAAUUUGGGGUUUAUGCUUUUUAGAUGCUUUAAACCUAUAAAGCUUUUUAGUAUUAUAAUGUUUUGUAUUGGAAUAGUUCUUAUAGCCGUUGGUCUCUUUUUGGGAUGGACACACUUGCAUCGAAAUGAAGAUAAUUUAAUUAGUUAUGUGGCUUCUUCUUGGUUAGAGGCUGUAAAAGAAACGUCUUCUGUGGUACAUAGAGUUCAAUCACAAUUAAAGUGCAGUGGAUUCUUUGUAAGCUGUCUUGAAGUAAGAAGUUCUUACUGUCCCAAAGAUAGUGAAAGUAAUAUGUAUGUAAAUUCGUGUAAAACUCCUUUUAUGAAUCUUAUUGCCUCUACCUAUGUGCAAUUAAGUGCCAUUAGUCUUGCUACGGGUAUCUUAUUAAUAGGAAUGGCGGCAAUCAAUAUCAUUUUUUUUCUACGUUUCUCACUUCUUGUGAUCUCCGCACGUGAGCGCCGCAGUCACCGCACGGAGCCCAACGCCCUAACGCUCCCUUUCACCUUUCAGGAGGUGUCGGAGGCCCGGCGGCUCUUCAACGCCAUCACCACGAAAACAAAUCGCACACUUGAGGGAACUCGCGCGGUGGAAUUUCUUCAGCGGGUUUUCGCGGCGGACCUCAAAGACGCAGAGAUUGCCCGCGUGGAGUCCAGCGGUCCACUCUCCUUUGAGGCUCUCAUGGCCCUUCACUUCCCUUAUGUUGAUCCCACACGCAUAGAUCCACGGCAGUUGACACCGGAUGAGAUCUUUGAGGAACGCGGUGUGGUGGGAAAACAACAGAGACAGUAUAGUAAAUUACAGGCUUUUGCCAGCGCCUCCGGUACACUAGCUCCAGCUACACUUUUUCAAAUUUAUCAGAAACAUGUAAAAGAGAAUUUUAUUACUGAUCAAGAGAAGUUUCUCACCAUACUACGAGAGGAAGCCAUAAAAAACUGCCCAGAUGCUCCUCUAUGUAAUGGGUUGGGGGCAUUGGAGUUGGAAGGUUUGCGAAAUGUUUGGGUGCAACUUAAUCCAGCUAUACUGGGAGAUUUGAGCAAUGAACAGAUUGAUGUGUUUUACCAGUGGACACACGGUGAACCCCUUCGUGAUGCUGCUCAUUUUAGAGAGUGGAAAAGAUCCUUGGAUGUUCGUAAUCGAGGAGCUAUUGGUUGGGGAGAAUUUUGUUAUCCUUUUGCAAAACGGGCACGUCUUCGAAAGGCUCGUGAAUAUUUGAGUAGUCUUGGAAAAGAAAUACCCCCAGAGAUGGUCUCCAGAAGUCUUGUAGAGAAGAAUUAUGGAUCUACUGCAGUGGAGUCUGUUUUUAUGAUUUACGAAAAUGAAGUACCAAUUGAACGCCUUGUUGAAUAUUUCCUACAGUAUAGGGAAGCUGAACUGAAAAAGAACAGAUGA
Messenger RNA from Trypanosoma theileri, 3027 nucleotides. RefSeq lists its product as uncharacterized. Lineage: Eukaryota; Euglenozoa; Kinetoplastea; Trypanosomatida; Trypanosomatidae. Bases 1 to 3027 code for a protein of 1008 amino acids. The transcript has a single exon. Gene Ontology annotation, molecular function: metallopeptidase activity. The record is from RefSeq and is a predicted model, not a curated record.